AUGGUGGAAAUUGCAGCAUUUAAAAGCCGAGUUCCUGGUUCAUGUAAAGAUGAUGAAUUUGAUUGUGGCCUAGGACGAUGCAUAUCAAUUGAAAAAUUUCAUGAUGGGAUUGUCGAUUGUUUUGAUCAAAGCGAUGAAUAAUGCGAUUCAUCAGCGACUGCUCCGUCAUUUUGCUCAGUGAUAAAAGAGAAACUGUGCUCGUUGAAGGAUACAAUACCCUGUAAGGGCUACGGUGAAUGUGUUCUAAAAAAGUGGGUUAUUCAAGGAAAGAUAAAUUGCCUUGAUCGAAGUGAUGGUGAUUUCGAAUAUGUUUCUGCCUUUAUCCCGCAACCUGGUUUUCAAAGAAGUAAAAUAAUAGCAAAAAUCAAGCAAGAAAGUGAUCUAUCGACAGUAACAACACAUUCAUCUAAUUUGCCGGCAGCUAUCCAGCUUAAUUCGUCAAUAGAAAAUUCCUUGUGGAUAAAACAAUCCAGAUCUCACGAAUUAGGCGAUUCUUCAACGAUUACUAUAGAUUUGCUAGCUCCGAAAACAUUUAAUUUAACCAAUAAUCAAAUUCAUAUUGCGAAUCCAUUUGAUAAUAAUGGUAAAAUCGCAUUGCCAGAAAUAAAUAAAUAUACAGAAAGACAAGGAGAAAUAUCUAAUGCUAGUUCUUCAAAUUUUUUCGCUAAUACACCAUUUUCUGUGCUAAUUCCUACAAAUUCAAAAAAUGUGAUAUUAGUCACACCGGUGACAGAAAGGAUACCUUAUUUCAUAGCGACAUCAAGUGCACAGAAAACUAUUACAAAAACGCCUCUCACCAUAUCAUCGACUGAUGAUUUAAAAACAAAAGCAACACGUUCGCAUCAUACAGUGGAGAAUUUAAAAACCCAAAGUUUGUUGGGAAAUUUUUUUACAGUUUCGGACACAUCUUUGCAAACAACCUUACAAUUUGAACUCCAUGAUAAAUUAUUAACGAUGUUAACUACUGAAGUAACAACCAAACUAACGCAACCUUCAACAACAAUAUCAUAUCAAAUUCAAUGUGCUAAAACGAAAAUAGAAACUGCAAGAAAUUUACAUCCAAAUCCAUUUUGUUCAUGUAGUCCAGGCAAAAUGCUUAUAAAUAAUGAUUGUCAAGAUAGAAUUAUCGGUUGGCAUGUAGCACUAGAAAGUAGUGCGAGCAUUCAAGAGUGGUGUAGAUCAGUCCAGAGCAUCGUAUCUCAGAUUUUGUAUAUUGAUUAGUUAUGUGUACAUAUGGCAAAAUGUCCGUAUAGCGUAAAAUGUCAGAAUUCAGAUACUUACGCCCUUUCCUCACAUAUUGUAUAUCGUUUAUCUGUCGGAAAUUCGUCUUUAUUAUUUCGGCAAUUAGCUGUAAUUGCCGAAGAGACGUUUAGUUAUAUUCUGACGUUGCAGAUAAUUCGGGAUACUCAAUUCAAAGGAAAAAUUCAAAGAAAUUUCAAAGGAAAGAUUUGCAAUGCCUUGGUCAUUGGUAAUUUCUGCGGUGUGUGUGCUUCUACACAGAUUCUCGAGAUAAAGAUAGAAAUUAAUUUAACCACGUUCGGUGUAAGCAUUGGUGAUGUAUGUGAAGGGAUUCCAUCAGAGGACGUCGAUCGUCCUUAUUUAGCCAUAUAUGAGUUAACUUCACAUAAUUUGCCGUAUAGUUUUUGUGUUCGUCAUAACAAUGGGGAAAAAUUGAUAGUUAACACGAACUGUGGAGCAUGCAAUUUAACCGAUUUCAUCGAUUCUCUCCAACAAAAGCUAAUAAAUUCGACAACCAUUUUCGAGAUUGAAAACUCAGCAUGCAGCGAUCCAACAUUGAACGAUUGCGAUGAAAAUGCUAACUGCUUGCCAGAUGGACUAUAUUAUAAAUGUUCAUGUAAAAUAGGUUCAAAUGACACUUCAAAUGGAAGAGGUCGAAGAUGUAUAUAUCCAUCAUCCUGUAUGAAAAUCUUUGGCUCAUGCAUAAAUUUCUGGAUUUUGCUCGUUCUUUUAUUACUAUUAAUAUUUUUAUUAUUACUGCUUUGUUUAUUUUGCUUAUGCAAACGCUUUAAACGUCGAAUUGGAAAGUUUUGUGAAGAUAAGAUGAAUUUAGUUUCAUCUGAUGUUGAAUCGAACAAAGGUAUCAUAAAAGAUGAUCCGAAAGUAAUGAAAGAAACUAUACAAUGUCAUAGUAUGGAUGUUUGGAGUUGCACUACAGAUAAAACCGUUAACAACAUGUUUUUCCCACAACAGAUCGAUGGCUCAAUAAAAACUGCAAUUUUCGCCGAUAAAAAAAUGGAAGGCAUAGGGAAAGAAGAAAUAAUCGCUAAUGAAAUGAUUACAGCCCGUCAACCCAGUCUAAAAAGUAUAUUUCUGAAAGAAAACAAUCAAAGAAAUUCUCCUGAUGAGGAAAUAUCGAAACCAAAAUCUCUUAUGAUACAAUUAAGUGAGGAAAAAGUGCAAUCUGAAUGUAGUCCAAUGAAAUCACCAUCAUCACAUUCCAUGAUUACAACAGUUUUGCCUGAAGAAAUCCACGAGAAAAUACUAGAAGUAGUGGAAAAUAAUGCGAAACCUUCGGAAAUACUAGAUGUGAAUGAAACUAAUUCCCAAAAAUCUAGUCCUACAAUAUGGGAAUUGUACGUUAUAAAAGGAAAUGAAUCCAUAUAUGGUAUCUUUUAA
This is a messenger RNA of Dracunculus medinensis (Guinea worm), 2637 nucleotides long. The record is from the annotation of a GenBank genome assembly. NCBI's taxonomy places the organism in Eukaryota, Metazoa, Nematoda, Chromadorea, Rhabditida, Dracunculidae.